Messenger RNA from Oenanthe melanoleuca, 7042 nucleotides. Its product is annotated as BTB/POZ domain-containing protein KCTD5. Bases 46 to 864 code for a protein of 272 amino acids. Gene Ontology annotation, biological process: proteasome-mediated ubiquitin-dependent protein catabolic process; protein homooligomerization. NCBI's taxonomy places the organism in Eukaryota, Metazoa, Chordata, Aves, Passeriformes, Muscicapidae. Gene Ontology annotation, molecular function: cullin family protein binding. The transcript has 8 exons. The record is from RefSeq and is a predicted model, not a curated record. Gene Ontology annotation, cellular component: Cul3-RING ubiquitin ligase complex; cytoplasm.
GCGCCGGGGCCGGCAGGCGGGCGGCCCCUUCCGGCGGUGGCGAGGAUGGCGGCAGAGAACCACUGUGAGUUCCCGGUGCCCCCGGCUGGCGGCCUCGGUGCGGGCGGGCCCUGCCGUCGGUGUAGCUCGGCCCCGCUGCCCGGCUCGGGGCCCGGCAAGUGGGUCCGGCUGAACGUGGGGGGCACCUGCUUCCUGACCACUCGACAGACGCUCUGCAGGGACCCUAAGUCCUUCCUCUUCCGCCUCUGCCAGGCCGACCCCGACCUGGACUCGGACAAGGAUGAAACAGGUGCCUAUUUGAUAGACAGAGACCCAACCUACUUUGGGCCAGUGCUGAACUAUCUCAGACAUGGAAAACUGGUUAUUAACAAGGACCUAGCUGAGGAAGGUGUACUGGAAGAGGCUGAAUUCUACAAUAUCACAUCUCUAAUAAAACUGGUAAAGGACAAAAUAAGAGAAAGAGACAGCAAAAUCUCACAGGUGCCAGUCAAACAUGUAUACAGAGUGCUGCAGUGUCAGGAAGAGGAACUCACUCAAAUGGUUUCCACAAUGUCUGAUGGCUGGAAAUUUGAACAGCUUGUCAGUAUAGGUUCCCAGUACAGCUUUGGCCGGGAUCAGCAGUCAGAGUUUCUGCUGAUAGUGUCACGGGAAGUGAAAGGGGAAGAGAGAUGCUUCCAGAAAUGCUGCAGUGAGCUGGUCAGUAUUGGUUCUUCCUAUAACUAUGGCAAUGAAGAUCAGGCUGAAUUUCUGUGUGUUGUCUCAAAGGAAUUGCAUAACACUCCUUAUGGCACAACCAGUGAACCUAGUGAAAAAGCAAAGAGUGAGGAUGAAGAAACGGAUUACGAUAUGAAUGACUCAGAUUAAGUGUAAAUGUCAUGAUUUUGCAAGAACGAGGUUCCAGGAUGUGAAGACAGUAUUGAACGGUGACAGUUUUUUUCUUUUAUUCGAAGAUGGAGUGAAUUGUCACACUGAAGAAGCUUGGCUGCAAAAGAAAAAAUCUGAUUUAGACAAUUUUCUGUUGAUCUGAGUUCAACCAUAUUUGCCUAUAAGCUGGUGUCAACUUCUGGAAGCAUUGCAAGAUUGCAUAAUGGGAAUAGAUGGUGUGGGAGUGUGUGUUAAGUUUUGGUUGUAGUGCAUGGUUGUACUCUCUUGCUGGCUGAUUGACACUAGUCAUUUGAAAAGAAAUGACCAUGCACUCAUAUUUUCCUUGGAGACAUGUAGCACUUAAUGCCUGGUGCUGGAUGACCCGAUGUUGAUCAGUUUGGAGACAUUUUCCUACUAGUCAUUGUAAACCUUAAAAGGACAAUGUAAUUGGUGCUACACACACACAAACACACACACACACACACACACAUAUAAAUGUUACAGCCCAGAAACACAAGUAUUUGGGCAUACGUUGUUUCAGAAUCAGUGUCAGCCCCAGUUGACUGUAUUAUACUGCACAUUCCUUAUGGCUCUGUGACAUAAUCUAUUAUGUAAUAACAGCCUAGGAGAUCAACUGAAACUAGCACACGUAAAAGUUACAUAACAGAGAAAAGGUUUCUCUGAAGGAUGUAUAUAUAGACUGGAUGUAUAGCUUCUUUUAAUACGCUACGGGAAGACUAAACUCAGAGAAAAUGGCUUUCCUCUGAGUUAUUUUUGAUGUUCCCUCUGUUAAAACAGUCUCCUGUAAAAGUUAUGCUCCAGUCCUGGUCACAUGCUUGAAAGUGGAAUCAAAAUUCACUGAAAAUGACCAACUGAACAUCCUGUUUCUUUGGAGGUGUUUGUACUCAUAUGUGUGUUUGUGCUUUUAUAAAAUGCUUUUAAGCAUUGAACUGUGUGGAUUAGGGUAGAGAUUUUUCAAGAGCUGAAGGUUUUACAGAAAUACAGCUGGCUAGUCCUAGGUCCCUAUCUCUAUGACUCGAAUUAAAACCAACCUUAGUGUGAACAUAAACUCAUCCAGUUGAAAAACCUGAUUACUUUGGAUAUUCAGGAUACCUAUAAUCAACCUUUCUCUUUCUAUACAGUUUCAACUAUGCAGUUAAGAACAGUGUUUGAACAGAAUGUGGAGCAGCUUUGUUAGUUUGCCCUUGAUAAAGGCUAAUACACAAGACAUACACUAUGUUUUGAGCAAGAUCUUUAGCACAUCUUCAGAACACUUAAUGAAAUGGACAGUAUAAAACUUGGCUUCAUUGACUCAUGGAACCAGUGGAAGGGAGUUUCAAAAAGCUACAAGAUGGUUUUAAAUUCUAAAGACAUUACAGUUUUCAUUCUUGGUGAUUUCAGAAUUUAUGCAUAUACUGUAGGUUAUCCUUUACACAAAAGCCUGAUUUUCAAACACCCAGGGUCUACUUUUUUAAAUUUUUUUUAAAGGACUUAGACAUUGAUAUAAGUUUGGCAAAACAAUUUGUAAGAAACAUUUCUACUAAACAGGUUAAGCAAUGGGCUAAAUGUUUUGACCGUGUGCCUAAUGCUUGAAAGGAUUUGUAAUGCAUUUUGCGACUUGGAUGUGGUCUGCACGGGAAGCUGCUGGCCCCUCCACAACACAUACAAUUUUUGUCUUUUUUUAAGAAAUUAAAACUGAAUUAAUUUACUAAAACUGUAAUUGUGUAGGGGGAAAUGUUUAUACUUUUAUACUUUUUUAGGUACCCAUAUUUUAUCAGCUUAAAUUGAGCACACAGAUGUCCCCUAGUGACAGAUCAUCUUGUGUAUCUGAAAAUAGGCAUAAUAACUGUCUGUGUUAACUGCAUAUUAAAACAUUUCCUCUGCUGCAGUAGUCACUAUGUUUUUAAGCAGUAUGACUCCACCAAAUUCUCUGAGCUUCCCACCUCAUGAAAUUGCAGCCAACUGUGUUACUUGUUGUUUUCUUGACGUGCUCUACACAACAUUGAUCUAAGUGAAUUUUAAUGCCUAAAACACCAGUUUUACAGUGAUCCUUCAGAAUCAGCAUUUGUGUUGCCUCUCUUAUUAAACCUGAAAAGGACAAACUAUGAAAUAAAGUGAAAUUUUCCUGAAUGACAUCAGCAAAGCAUGUGUAACAAACUGAGCAAACUGAACAAAUUCAGAGUAUGUAAAAUAGUGUUUUUGUUUAAGUACGGGGUUUUUUUCCCACUGGAAUAUUUUCGGUUCUAAAACCUGCUUUUAUGAUGAGAUUACCUGCAGUUUAGUUUACAUUGUAUCCCUGUCGUAGCUAAUUUUAGGGAAAUGAGUGUUUGAUACUUUUUUGCACUUUCUUUCCAAUACCUCGCAAAUAUUUGAAGAAGGAGAGAAUAGAGAGAAUAGAGAAACUUGAGUAGGCAGAUACCUUGUAAAUUAUUUUAAAUACACUGUUGUUUGAGGUAUCUGAAGUACCUAGUUUCCUGUUCUCGCUAUUGCCAUUAUUGCUUUAAUUUUUGUGAUCAUGUUAGGCUUUCUGAUAGAUGAAAAUGCUCUCUUCAAAUUUCUUCAAGGUAUUAAGAAUUUAUCCCUAAAUAAGUUUUGUUUCUUUUUGUUUGACAGUUGCAUUUUCAAAUAAAGUUAGUGACUUUAACGAGGUAAUUGCAUUAGGGUCUAAUCUGCAUCACCAGGCUUUGCAAAAAUUGCUUUAUCUGUUAAGAUCUUGCAGGAUGAAGUAAUGUACCUGUAUAAUUUAAACUGGAGUCCUUUGUUCUUUCUCAGCCCUUUGGAGAGUACAUAGCUGAGAAUUGCCUGUGACUGUGCAGAGCUGCGGGUUCACUGGAAGGAACUAUCAGUUCACUGUCACUAUUUUGCUGGAACUGCAAAGCUGUACUGCAAACCCCUUGGACUUUGGACAUACACAAUUCUUGCACUCUAUUCUUAAAUCAGAAUCACUAUUAUCACUUAAAUCACACACUUUAUUCUUAAAUCAGAACAGUAAUCCAUGUUAGAACUUUAGAUCCUGAGCUUGAAGAGCUCAUAGAAGAAAUAAAGCAGGAAGAGAGAGAGAUGAAAUUCCUUAGAGGCAUUUACAUGACAAACUUCUUGCAAAACUUGUUUAAAAACAGAAGUUCAAAUUUGCUAUAGCAGUUUCUUGCUUUGAGUUAGGAAACAGCAUAUUGUUGGCCAUAAGUUUGCUCAGAGGCUAUUUUCCUUUAUUGGAGAUGACAUUGUUGUAUUACAUGCUUUUGACUUCUUCAAGCAGCAAGUAAAUCAGAAUUUUGCAAUGAACAAGUAAUUCUGAGGCCUCCAAGACAUGACUGUCACAUGGUCCAUAAUAACUGUCCAAAUGUAUACUCUGACUCAGCAGCUCCCAGCCCAAAGUUUACCUGAGAUUUUGUCCUAUUUAUUGUGGCAUUUCCAUGGAUUGUGGUUAAUUGCAGCAUUUUUUAUCCCACAGUAAUUUAAUUGUAUGUCAAAGACUUAUGGAAUUCUGAAGGUUUUUUUGGUUUAUUACUAAAGUUUCCAUCAUCAGAAUAAUUUACUCAUCAAAGCUGGAAAUUGUACUAUGUUUUUUUCAGAAUUCUCAGAUUUCUUCUAAUGAUAAAAGUUCCUUUCACCUUGCAUUGUAGCAUUAGAAGAUAUUUCUUAAAAAAUGAAUCUUGGUGAAUCCAUCUCCCAUUUUUGUUUUCAGAUUUUCUUUAGACAAUACCUGUGUAGCUCCAUUUCUAGCAAUGUGAGUGCACAGUUAUGAUUUAUUAGAAACAGGACUAUUUCCUGCAGAUUCAAAAAUUGAAUCAAUCUCCUCUUUUCCUGAGAGAGGUGGGUUUUGGGUUAUUUUUCAGGAGAAAAAUGAAAACUGGCUGAUUGAACAAAAGAUAACUUGGUUGCAGGCAUGCAACAAGUCUGCUGAGUAGUGUGAUAGUGUUAUCAGAAAAAUGCUUCUCGUAACAGAGCAUUAUUCUGUGAUUGUCUGUUGAGGUUGUUGAGCGUUGUCAGUCGCUGUUUAAGCUGUAGAGAGCUGCCACCAGCAAAAUAACACACAUUAGUUAAUUUUUUUAAAUUAAUAUUAGAAAAAUGAACUUGGAGUGCAAAAAUGCAAUAGUAUCUGAUUCAGUGGAAUUAAAUAGAAUCUGGAUUAUAAUUACCCAGGUAUCCUGGAAUGUAUUCCUUGGGAAGUACUGGGAGAAGAGUGAAGUUGUCCUGGGUUUUUUGAGGACGAUUGAAGUCAAAUGAAAGCCUGAACUGUGGGAUUCUGUUUACUUAAGAUGUGAUAAAAUCAGAACGUGCCAUUCUCCUAUUUUUAUUCUCUCUCACUGCAUCAAAAGUUUCAAGUUUUCAAACUGACUUUUUCAAUCAGCCCCUGAACUGUGGGGCUCUUGAAAAGAGGUGAAAUUUUGUUAUGCCUUUAACAGUGUCUGUUAUCCUAAGACGGCAGGGUUAAAACUGGAGUGGUCAUUGGAGAAUUGUAUUUUCUGACACAACAGUUUUGAAAUUCUUAAGCCUGGGAAUGCUGCCUGUUGCUUCUUGUAGUUUAGACUGCAGUUAUUUCCAGUUGUAAGGACAAUCUUGAGAUCUUACAUGGGGUUUUGUGUGGAAUUAUUGAUUCUUUACAUAGUAUGAAUAUUAAGUUUAAAGACAAUGUGGAAGGUUCUCUGAACUCAGUAUCAUAUAAGUUUUCUUUUGUUGCACAAAAAUCAGGAGCUGUCUUUAAAGGCUUCUUAAUAAGCAAGACUUUAAAGGGCUAAAUAGAUCUUAUUGUCCAGUUUGCCCAAGUGGCUGUCAGAAGGAGCUUUUUCCAUUUUCAAAGCAGAAAUGCUAAGGGCUAAAAUGCUUUCCAGGGCUAAUUUGAGGUUCCAGAGACAUACAAUGUUUGAAAAACAACUAGUCUGUUUUCCUUUCAACUCAUGGACUCUAAAAUAUUUUUUACAAAUGGCUGAACCAAUUGCAGAUGUAAGUGUUCCUAUAUGGCUUGGAUUUUCAGUAUCCAGACUGGAUAAGAGAACACCAGAGAAGGCAGUACACGUACCCUCCACUUUAUUACUACCUUUGCUGAAAUCUAACAACUUUCAAGAACAGUACUGGAAAUAGAGAAGCUUUGAGGAAGAUUCUGCCCCAGGAAAUUGUCACGGAGUAUUUCUUUGUCACAGAACAUUUCUUUGCAACUUAGUUGACCUUUACUUUAGCAACAUCAACUUAGGCAUAAACGUCUCAGAAGUUCAGUGAAUAGAUACUGCUGCAAAUACAGCUUUGUGGAUGCAUCAGAGGCUAUUCAGGACGUUGUGUCUUAAUAAGUACUAUAAUGAGAGAAAGUUUUUCAAAGUUGUUUUGCUGCUUUGGGGGUGAGUGGAAGGGGAAGAGGUUCUGUGACAGUGCUCCCCUUGCCUUAGAAAGCUGAGCCUAAAUUUGACCUAUGACCUGUUGUGAUUUUGAGGUGUAGUUAUCUGAAAUGAGUAAAGAGUAAAUGUAUUUAUUAUUAUGUACAUUCUUGCUACUUUUGAAGAUUUUUCCACAAGCUUAUGCACAACUUUACUCACGUUAACUUGGCUCAUGUGUACUUGCUAGAAUGAAACAAGUGCCAAGGCACUCUUAAAAGAAAUGUUGCCAGCCUCUCUACCUGAAACUGAAACAAGAUCACCAAACUGAAGAAGUAUCAAAUGGCAGCUUUUUCCACCUGCUUCUGUCCUUGUCCUUACCUCAACCUCGCUAUGAAAAAUCUACUUCCUAUGCACUCUUUAGGACCACCUACCCAAUUCACAAAUGUUCUCUUUUUUUACAUUUUCUUCCAAAUCACUGGUCUUAGAAUGAGUUGUGCAUCAGCUGUUUGUGCUUAUACCCAAGUGGCCAUACUUGCGGCAUGUUAUUUUCUGGAUAGUGGACUAGCAAUAACACUUUAUUUUGUGCCAACUCAUUGUCUCUAAAGUGUUCUUACUGCAGCAAAAUUUGAGUUUUGAUUUGGUUUUAAUGCAUUUGCAUUAACCAAAACUCAUAGCACAGACAAACUGAAUUCAGGGAAAUUUCCCUGAAAAAAGAAAUCUGCUAGGGCUUCCCAAAUAAUUUGAAGAUGGUUACAGUUAACCAUCCCUUUCAAAACAAAUGAAAUGUGUGUGGGUACUUUUUAACUUCCUUUUCACAACACUAGUGUAUUGUAAACUGCAUGGAAUAAACCUGUUUUUUCCCUUUUAAA